CCUCCCUCUCCCCCCAACAGCGAUCCUCCAGGUUCCUUAGCUGGCCCAGGCCGAGUCAGUGUCAGUCAGGGAGGCGGACUGCUGAGCACUGGGUGCGGACACUUAAUUGCAAUCUCGUUCAGGGGCCGGUGUCUGCACUCGCGCCGCCGGCUGGGAAGGAUGAAGCCGCAGCUGGAGCAGCCACCCUAUGAUUGGCUGUGGCGCUUGUGAACCCGAAGUAAAGAUGGCGGGCGGGCAGGCAUCUGCCGCACUGCCCACUUGGAAGAUGGCGGCGCACCGCAGCCUCAGCGCCCGCGGCCGGGGGGUCCUGCAGGCGGCGGCGGAAAGGCUGCUGCCGCUGCUGCUGCUGAGCUGCUGCUGCGGCGCUGGACGCUGCGCCGCGUCGGGCGAGAGCGAGGAGACGGUGAUCAUCGGGUUGAGGCUGGAGGACACGAACGACGUGUCGUUCAUGGAAGGGGGGGCGCUGCGGGUGAGCGAGCGGACUCGGGUCAAGCUGCGGGUGUACGGGCAGAACAUCAACAACGAGACGUGGACCCGCAUCGCCUUCACUGAGCACGAGCGGCGGCGUCACAGCCCCGGAGAGCGCGGGCUGGGGGGCCCCGCGCCCCCAGAGCCGGACAGCGGCCCCCAGCUCUGCGGCAUGCGCACAUCAGAUAUCAUCAUCUUGCCCCAUAUCAUUCUCAACCGCCGUACAUCGGGCAUCAUUGAGAUCGAGAUCAAACCGUUGCGCAAGAUGGAGAAGAGCAAGUCCUAUUACCUGUGCACAUCGCUGUCCACGCCAGCCCUGGGCGCUGGCGGCCCGGGGUCCGCGGGUGGCACCGUCGGGGGCAAGGGCGGCUCCGGGGUGGCCGGGCUCCCGCCGGCCCCAUGGGCUGAGACCACCUGGAUUUACCACGAUGGCGAGGACACCAAAAUGAUUGUGGGCGAGGAGAAGAAGUUCCUGCUGCCCUUCUGGCUGCAGGUGAUCUUUAUUUCGCUGCUCCUGUGCUUGUCCGGCAUGUUUAGCGGCCUCAACCUGGGGCUCAUGGCCCUGGACCCGAUGGAGCUGCGCAUCGUGCAGAACUGCGGCACCGAGAAGGAGAAGAAUUAUGCCAAGCGCAUCGAGCCCGUGCGCAGGCAGGGCAACUACCUGCUGUGCUCGCUGCUGCUGGGCAACGUGCUGGUCAACACCACACUCACCAUCCUGCUCGACGACAUCGCCGGCUCAGGCCUCGUGGCCGUGGUGGUCUCCACUAUCGGCAUCGUCAUCUUCGGGGAGAUCGUGCCCCAGGCUAUCUGCUCCCGGCACGGCCUGGCUGUAGGGGCCAACACCAUCUUCCUCACUAAGUUUUUCAUGAUGAUGACCUUCCCCGCUUCUUACCCAGUGAGCAAGCUGCUGGACUGCGUCCUGGGCCAGGAGAUAGGCACAGUCUAUAACCGGGAAAAACUGCUGGAGAUGCUUCGGGUCACAGACCCCUACAACGACUUGGUUAAGGAGGAGCUGAACAUCAUCCAAGGGGCGCUGGAGCUCCGCACCAAGACGGUGGAGGACGUGAUGACUCCCCUCCGGGACUGCUUCAUGAUCACCGGUGAAGCCAUUCUGGACUUCAACACUAUGUCGGAGAUCAUGGAGAGCGGCUACACUCGCAUUCCAGUGUUUGAGGGGGAGCGCUCCAACAUCGUGGACCUCCUAUUUGUCAAAGACUUGGCAUUCGUGGAUCCAGAUGACUGUACUCCCCUGAAAACCAUCACUAAAUUUUAUAACCACCCCUUACACUUUGUUUUCAAUGACACCAAGUUGGACGCUAUGCUGGAAGAAUUUAAGAAAGGUAAAUCUCACCUGGCUAUUGUGCAGCGAGUAAACAAUGAAGGAGAGGGGGACCCGUUUUAUGAAGUUCUGGGAAUUGUCACCUUAGAAGAUGUGAUUGAAGAAAUCAUCAAAUCUGAGAUUCUAGAUGAAACAGAUUUAUACACGGAUAACAGAACGAAAAAGAAAGUGGCCCAUCGCGAAAGAAAACAAGAUUUUUCUGCCUUUAAGCAGACAGACAGCGAGAUGAAGGUUAAAAUAUCACCACAGCUUCUCUUGGCCAUGCACCGUUUCCUGGCAACAGAAGUAGAAGCAUUUAGCCCAUCCCAGAUGUCAGAGAAGAUCCUCCUCAGGCUGCUAAAGCACCCCAACGUCAUCCAGGAGCUGAAGUUUGAUGAGAAGAACAAGAAAGCCCCAGAAUACUACCUCUACCAGCGCAACAAACCUGUAGACUACUUCGUUCUCAUUUUGCAGGGGAAAGUGGAAGUAGAAGCUGGGAAAGAAGGUAUGAAGUUUGAAGCCAGUGCUUUUUCAUACUACGGCGUGAUGGCCCUCACAGCCUCCCCAGUUCCUUUGUCCCUGUCUCGUACCUUUGUUGUCAGCAGAACAGAGUUGUUAGCAGCAGGUUCUUCAGGUGAAAACAAGUCACCGCCUCGCCCAUGCGGCUUGAAUCACUCAGACUCUCUCAGUCGAAGUGACCGGAUUGACGCAAUCACCCCGACGCUGGGGAGCAGCAAUAAUCAGCUCAAUUCUUCAUUCCUUCAAGUCUACAUCCCUGAUUACUCAGUGCGCGCCCUUUCUGAUCUCCAGUUUGUUAAGAUCUCAAGACAGCAAUACCAAAAUGCCUUGAUGGCAUCCCGGAUGGACAAAACGCCUCAGUCUUCAGACAGUGAAAACACUAAAAUUGAAUUGACUCUUACGGAGCUGCACGAUGGGUUGCCAGACGAGACAGCUAACCUGCUUAAUGAACAGAACUGUGUGACGCACACCAAGGCUAACCACAGCCUACACAACGAGGGCGCCAUCUAGGGCACCCCACCGGCCCUUGCCCCUCCCGCCCCCACGGCCAGGCCGCCUCUGUGAGACAGUGAACCCCAUUAGUGUGAGCUUGUGUGCCAUGCUGCAUCCUGCAACAUCCUGAGACCAAAGACUUUGUCCCCUUCCUGGAAGCAGCAGAGGAGGUCGGUGAGAGUAGGAAUGGAAACUAGAGCUGAAGAUCGACAGCUAGGGUGUGGCCUUCGCGAUUUUGGAGAUGAACUUCUUCCGCCCAAAUAGAAUCAUGUUUAUUUUUUCAGCUG
Molecule: messenger RNA, 3084 nt
Organism: Pteronotus mesoamericanus
Lineage: Eukaryota; Metazoa; Chordata; Mammalia; Chiroptera; Mormoopidae
Gene: CNNM2
Product: cyclin and CBS domain divalent metal cation transport mediator 2
Exons: 8
Coding region: 188-2815 (875 amino acids)
Biological process (GO): transport; intracellular manganese ion homeostasis; magnesium ion homeostasis
Cellular component (GO): cytoplasm; plasma membrane
Molecular function (GO): magnesium ion transmembrane transporter activity
Source: RefSeq, a predicted model, not a curated record